Molecule: messenger RNA, 1493 nt
Organism: Gossypium arboreum
Lineage: Eukaryota; Viridiplantae; Streptophyta; Magnoliopsida; Malvales; Malvaceae
Product: cytokinin riboside 5'-monophosphate phosphoribohydrolase LOG3-like
Exons: 7
Coding region: 469-1182 (237 amino acids)
Biological process (GO): cytokinin biosynthetic process
Cellular component (GO): cytosol; nucleus
Molecular function (GO): hydrolase activity, hydrolyzing N-glycosyl compounds
Source: RefSeq, a predicted model, not a curated record
GUGUGGGGAGGGGUAAACGGAUGAAGGAAGGGGCAUUGUAAAGUGAUGGGGAAUGGAGGAUGGAGUCGCAAAUUGAGGCGUAGUUGAAUCCACGAGACAAGGGAUUAAAAUGAUAGCUCAACCUCAACCAUCAGCUACAGUAAUGAAAUUUGCUCUGGUGGAAUAUAUCACGAGAUGAGAAGUUGGAGAGACGUGUUGUGUUGGAUGGUGGGGGCAUUUUUUUUUUGGGGGGCGAAUUUGAUUUGAUAUAAAAAAGAGGUUCAAUGACACCAAUUCUCAUUCCCCUCACCCUAAACUUUUGGGCUUUGAUUUUUCGACUGAGUACUCAGUCUCCUCUCUCUUUCUCUCUCACACACACACAUACACAACAAAUACCAUUCCUUUUGGCUAUCUUUUCUCACACCUUCAACAACAAUAACAAAGUAUCUAAUUGAAGCAAAAUCAUAGUGGUUUGAAGGCUUUCCUAUCAUGGAAAAUCAACAACUCCACCUCCAUCAUCAUCACCUUGAGUACCAGCAACAACAACAACGUCAACCCAAUUCCAUGAAGUCAAGAUUCAGACGUGUCUGUGUCUUUUGUGGUAGCAGUCCAGGCAAGAAUCCUAGCUACCAGCAUGCUGCUAUUCAGCUUGGCCAACAACUGGUUGAAAGGAACAUUGACUUGGUUUAUGGAGGAGGAAGCAUUGGCUUGAUGGGGUUGGUCUCUCAAGCUGUCUUUGAUGGUGGUCGCCACGUGUUGGGGGUAAUUCCCAAGACUCUCAUGCCAAGAGAGAUCACAGGCGAGACAGUAGGAGAAGUAAGAGCUGUGUCAGGAAUGCACCAACGUAAAGCUGAAAUGGCUCGCCAAGCUGACGCCUUUAUUGCCUUGCCAGGUGGUUAUGGAACCUUGGAAGAACUCCUGGAAGUGAUCACUUGGGCUCAGCUAGGAAUCCAUGACAAACCUGUGGGACUGUUGAAUGUUGAUGGGUAUUACAACUCGCUUUUAUCAUUCAUAGACAAUGCGGUGGAUGAAGGUUUCAUAGCCCCAGCUGCCCGUGACAUAAUUGUCUCUGCCCAAACUGCCCAAGAACUCAUGUGCAAGCUCGAGGAGCAUGAACCUAAACAUUCAGGGGUGGCCUACAAGCUCAGCUGGGAAAUGGAGCAACAAUUGGGUUUCACUUCUAAAUCUGACAUCGCUCGUUGACCCCACCACCACCAUUCACACAUGAUCAACAAUUUUACGACCGUAGAUUCUUAUUACAACAACAACAACCACCUUGUAGAUGGAAGCACCACAUAAAACCGCACAGUUUUCUUUUAUUCAGCUGUGGAUCAUGCUGUGAAUUUCCUUUUUUUUGUAUUGUUGGUUUGAUUUAAUUAGAAUAUUCUGACCACGACAAACAGUGUGAGUGACUUUAUUACCUUCCCAAGUCGGUGAUUGCUAAUUGUGAAUAUUUUAUUAUGGCUUUACUUUGUUGAAGUGAUGGGUUGUUACAAAUUGCUUUCAAACAAAAA